CUUUUUUUUUUCCGCUGGCACUCCUGUCGUGGUUGUGCUGUGACAUGUGAUGUCACAUCCGGCACAGAGGUGCUCUUCCGGUUUUCUCAUCAGCAUCCAAACAUUAGCUCACUGAUUAGCUUUCAGUGUGUAAGACAAACUCUCCGGAAAGCCGCACCGCUACUGAACGGAAUCUAUGAGUCGCAAAAGAAACCGCAGUUUUGCGGAAACCAGGUUGUCUUCUGAGCUCCACGGCGCUUUCAUGGAUGUUCCCGCUUCGGCAGGUCGAGCUGACGAUGAUUUUCUGGAGCUGGAAAGCGACGAGGAGCUCCUGUGCUCGGUCAGCGACAUCACGGAGCACCUGAGCAGGAACAUAAGCGUGGUUCUGGAGACGGCGCUGUCCGAGAUCCGCAAGAUGGUCAGCAUCAGGAUCCGAGUCCUGAAGAUGGAGCUGCGCGAGAAAACCGAGGAGAUUGACGUGUUAAAGGCUAGGCUAGAAACAGUUCAGAAGGACCCUUUCCCCGGUUUAACAUCAGCGGAGCCGUCUGCAGAGUCCGGAUUCAAGAAACACGACUUCAGCUCCGGCUCCAAACACAACAACGCGGAUCCCCGCAGAGUCAAACCUGCCUUCCCCGCGGUGAAGAAAGAGAAUAUCGAUGCUAUAUGUGACUAUCUGAUGAAAGACAAGAACUCCAGAGGCUGUGCCGAAGCGGACGGAGACCAGAUGAGCCAUGCUAGCGGUGAGAAGGACGCUCCUCACGAGCCGGAGCCGCCUUCCCUCAGCCUCUGGUCGGACAGCGGGGUGGUGGGCUCCGGGCCUGCUCACGGAGACACCGAGGCCGCUGCAGAGGACAUCUUCAGUCUCAUCCCCUCAGGAAGCAAACGGAUGUGUGAGUACGAGUGGAUGACACCGAUGGAGUAUCCCUCAGACUUGAGAGCCAUUAAGGAGCCUGAAUGUGAAAACAGCCGGACCAGUGAGAUUGAGGAUGACGAGGAUGAAGAAGAGUCAUGCCAUGAUGGACUGGAGCAGACCCCAGCUCCGCUCUCAGGGGCCCAGCCUCCUGACUUCUCCAUGGAGUCCCAGAGUUCUCCAGGAGAGGAAGGAAGUCCCCUGAAGGGCAGCACAGACUCACCUGAGGCAGGUUCAUUCUCCAGCCACACCUUCAUCUGCUCGCUGUGUGGAACCUUCUGUCCUGACUCUAUGUUCCUAGAGGAACAUAUCAAGCUGAUACACCCAGACUCAGAUGCCCUCAAGGCCUUGCAGUCCACCUCUUCUGCUGCCCCCUCUGUGGGAGAGGGAAGUGGCCAGAAUGAGGGCCCUGUGGUGGGCAUUGGUCCAGGAGGGGUCCUUGUAAAAAAAGAGAUAAAGAUUGAAGGGGGGUAUCAAUGUGGGGACUGUGGCCGCCAUUUUAACUACCUUGGCAACCUGAGACAGCACCAACGCAUCCACACCGGGGAGAAGCCCUUCAUGUGUCCAGAGUGUGGGGAGAGGUUCCGCCACGCUGCCCGGUUAAAGAGCCACCGGCUGGUCCACAGCGGGGCCCAGAGCCCCUUCCCCUGUCCACAGUGUGGGAAGGGCUUCUCCGUCCUGUCUGGGCUCAAGAGACACCAGCGGGUUCAUACUGGUGAGAGCCCGUAUGCCUGUCCCCAGUGUGGACGGCGCUUCAAGGAGCUGGGGAACCUCUACACCCACCAGAGGAUCCACAGCGGGGCCACACCCUACUGCUGCCAGCAGUGUGGACGCAGCUUUCGCCAUCUGGGUACCUACAAGAGCCACCGCUGCACCCCGCCACCCUCCCAGUAUGCCACCAUAACUCCCAGAACGCCACCAUAACUCCCAGGACCGACUGUAAGGCCUGCCUCCUCAUCCUGAGACUGUGGGAAGUCCUGGUUAUGGAGAACAGGGCUGGAGAUGCUACAGAAGGUACCAGACAUUAAGAGGCCACCACCUCAUGGAACUUCAGAUUUCAUCCUGCACCUCACACAGUCUUCUCAGGGUCCACAGAGUCCUCAUUCUGGAGCUUCUGAUUAUACCUCAUCUGCAUCAGGUGGAUUUGGUCCAUGAUCAGUUGGUGCUGCAGGUUUUCUGUUCAGUCUGAACUUCAUACUCCACCAGGAUGUUCAUUCUUCAGUUUACAUUUAACUUUUCAUUUCAUUCUCUGAGAAUUAUCCUUCCUCUUCUACUGCAGUUCUCUUGAGGUUCCUGGAGAAAUCAUGUAAAAACAUAUUGCUCUCAAGCCAGCUGUGUGUAUGAGCCAUGAAGUCAUCCAGACCAGGGUCACCAAAUCCGAUCCUCGAGAGCUACCGUCCUGCUGAUUUUAGAUGUUUCCCUGCUUCAACACACCUGAUUGAAACGAAAUGGUUCUCCAACACCUUGUUGUCAUGUUCUGCACCAGCCUCUUAACGAGACAUUGGUUUGAGCCAGGUGUGCUGCAGCAGUAAACAUUUAAAACCUGCAGGAUAAUGACCCUCAAGGACUGGACUUAGUUACCCCUGAUCAACACCCCCCCCCCCCCCCCCCCCCCCCCCCCCCCAAAGGUGCUGAAAAGUGAAAGUUGAAAAGCACAAAGUUGAAGGGAUGAUUUUCUUUUUAAUCAGAGGUUAACUCAUCAGUUAUAGCACAGAUAAAACCAAUAACUACUUAUUUAAAGGCUGGUCUUAAAGCUCCAUUACUAAACUUUGUAAGAAUUUCUCAGUGACCCCCCCAUAACGACAACUAAUCCAGGAUCAUCUUCAUCCUGUCCUCUGAGAUCUAUCCAGACAGUAAAAUUCAGUUUUAUCUUGACAUUAUGUUCUUUUGGGUUUCUUGAUAAACUCGUCUGUAAUGUAUAGAAGUUCUUUCUCAGCCCAGGACGCUGUAGAGCAACAACAGCUCCAGGAUUGGACAUAAUAAACGUCACUGCCAUCAGAAUAAGUCAGAAACAUAUUUUUGUGGUUGGAGAGUUGCUCAGUGCUGCUUUAAAUACUGAGUCUGGGAUUUUUACUGCAACAUUUCGUUAAUGAGACAUGUCUGAGAACCAUCACAGUCAAGAUCAGUCAUCACUUUUAAAUUGAAACGGCUGUAUGUUAAUAUUUACCUGAACUUUGGUUUUAUUAGAGGACAGGACUCAGAAUGCAUCAUGUGGUGAGAAACAUCCUAUAAAUGCACGAAGCCAAGCACGAUUUCAGCAUGAGGGGCAGGGAUAUAGCUGCAUGAAGGGGGUCCUCAAGGACAAUAGGCUGGGAACCAGUGGAUUAGAGGGAGCGCAAUCAACACACAACAGACAGACAUGUUUGCAUCAGUGGUCAGGGUAGGUCCAGGUAGGGCCGGGCAAUUAAUCGAUAAAUCGAAUUUUCCUUUUCUGGAGAUUUAUUCUUAUGAAAAUCGGGAUUUUUUUUCCAUAGUUAGUUAGCAGCAGACUUCACCCUCCCUCCACACCAGAACGGUGUUUG
Molecule: messenger RNA, 3411 nt
Organism: Melanotaenia boesemani (Boeseman's rainbowfish)
Lineage: Eukaryota; Metazoa; Chordata; Actinopteri; Atheriniformes; Melanotaeniidae
Gene: znf16l
Product: zinc finger protein 16 like
Exons: 3
Coding region: 176-1813 (545 amino acids)
Biological process (GO): regulation of transcription by RNA polymerase II
Cellular component (GO): nucleus
Molecular function (GO): RNA polymerase II transcription regulatory region sequence-specific DNA binding; DNA-binding transcription factor activity, RNA polymerase II-specific
Source: RefSeq, a predicted model, not a curated record